Messenger RNA from Xyrauchen texanus (razorback sucker), 2856 nucleotides. Its product is annotated as nascent polypeptide-associated complex subunit alpha-like. Gene Ontology annotation, biological process: protein targeting to membrane. NCBI's taxonomy places the organism in Eukaryota, Metazoa, Chordata, Actinopteri, Cypriniformes, Catostomidae. The record is from RefSeq and is a predicted model, not a curated record. Gene Ontology annotation, cellular component: nascent polypeptide-associated complex; cytoplasm. The transcript is spliced from 9 exons. The coding region runs from base 129 to 2753 and encodes 874 amino acids.
AUCGUGGAUCCUGUGGCCUGAACUAGUGAGUACUUCUGUAUUACAUCUUCUGUCAUCCAAUGUUGCUUAAGCGCUUUUGACCCCUCAAGCGGUGCGUGUGUUGAUGCCUUAGUAUUCCUCUGUGCCUAAUGUCCAGAAUGCCUGGCGAAGCCACAGAAACUGUCCCUGUUACUGAGCAGGAGAUGCAGCAGCCACAGGCUGAGACGGCCAAACCUGCUGGUCCUGUGCCUCCCCCUGUUGCUGUGGCCCAUGUUCCCUCUCAGGCAAAGCCUAAAGAGAGCAAGACUAACUUCAAGCGGUCUACUUCUCACACCUCUGCUCCUAAACCUGUUCCUGCUGGACGCAGGAAACGCUCCUCUUUAUCUGCCUCCUCAAGCUCCCCCACCUCUCCCAAAACUGCCUCUGGCCCUCAUGCUACCCCACCAUGCUCCCUCCUGGCCUCUCCUCCAGCUGACACUCCAGUCACUGUAAAAACUGACCAAACUGCUACCAAGGUUGUAAAGGCUGGCAAACAGGGAAAGCAACAAAAAGCAAAGAAUUUCAAACCUGCCGAACGUGAGCAUACGGUUGCACCUCCCUCCACCUCUAAGUCUGCUCAAGAGUGCACACCACUUGCAGCUCUGCCACCUCUUGCUAUAUCUGCACCAGAGGUAGCAAAACCAGCUGGAGAUGCAGCUCUUUCCCCUGUCUCUCCCAAAGUUGCUGUGGCUCCUGUGGCUUUUAAAGUCAACUCCAAACCUGCUGUCCAAGCACCCAAAUCAUUUACAGCAGAUAUGGCCUCCAGUCAACCUAAAGUGGCUGAAGCUCCCAAGGCUCCAAAAGUAUCAACCACUGUGGUUUCAGAACCCAAUAAUUCUGCACCUCCAAAAGCAGCAGCAGCUAAACCUGGCCCUGCUCCAGUGCCAGACAGGAAGCCAGCCCCUGCUAGCAAAGCAGAGUCUCUUAAACAUAAACCAUCUGUGGCCCCCACAAAGCCAUCUCCCUGGGUUACACCUUCAGUAUUACAAGAUGAUGAUCUCCCACCACUCAUACCACCUGAGGAUCCUGUUACAAUGCCUUUUAUCCCCCCCAUGCUACCAAGCACAAUCCCUGUAGUAACCCCAGCAGCUCCUAAAACUGAGCCUGUUGCUACCAAUAAAGAGUCUGCCCCUAAAGUGGAGUCAGCCCCUGCCCCUAAAGUGGAGUCAGCCCCUGCCCCUAAAGAUGAGCCUACUCAUGUACAUAAAGCUGCCCCUAAAGCGGAGUCAGCCCCUAAAGCCAAGCCAGCCGCUGCCCCUAAAGCCAAGCCAGCCCCUGCCCCUAAAGCGGAGUCUGCCCCUGCCCCUAAAGCGGAGUCUGCCCCUGCCCCUAAAGCGGAGUCUGCCCCUAAAGCGGUGUCUGCUCCUGCCCCUAAAGCUAAGCUUGUCCCUAAAGAUGAACCUACUCAUGUACAUAAAGCUGCCCCUAAAGCGGAGUCUGCUCCUGCCCCUAAAGCGGAGUCUGCUCCUGCCCCUAAAGCUAAGCUUGUCCCUAAAGAUGAGCCUACUCAUGUACAUAAAGCUGCCCCUAAAGCGGAGUCGGCCCCUGCCCCUAAAGCUAAGCUUGUCCCUAAAGAUGAGCCUACUCAUGUAUAUAAAGCUGCCCCUAAAGCGGAGUCUGCUCCUGCCCCUAAAGCUAAGCUUGUCCCUAAAGAUGAGCCUACUCAUGAACAUAAAGCUGCCCCUAAAGCGGAGUCUGCCUCUGCCCCUAAAGCGGAGCCUGCCCCUAAAGUUAAGUCUUCCCCUAAAGAUGAGCCUACUCAUGUACAUAAAGCUGCCCCUAAAGCGGAGUCGGCCCCUGCCCCUAAAGCGGAGUCGGCCCCUGCCCCUAAAGCUGAGCCUAAAGUGGAGUCAGCCCCUGCCCCUAAAGCUAAGCCAUUUGCUGCACCCAAAGCUGAGACUGCCCCUAAGGCGGAGUCUGCCCCUGCCCCUAAGGCGGAGUCUGCCCCUGCCCCUAAGGCGGAGUCUGCCCCUGCCCCUAAGGCGGAGUCUGCCCCUGCCCCUAAGGCGGAGUCUGCCCCUGCCCCUAAAGCUAAGCCAUUUGCUGCACCCAAAGCUGAGACUGCUCCCACCUCUAAAGGUGACGCUCCUCUUGCCCCUGUCCCCAUGCUAGUUAAACCCCCAUCCAUACUGGAGCCAGUCAUCAGGAACGACAAGGGGUCUGGCACUGAAUCUGACAGUGAUGAAUCUGUUCCUGAGCUGGAGGAGCAGGACUCUGCACAGACACAAACACAACAGGCACAGCUGGCAGCUGCUGCUGAAAUUGACGAGGAACCUGUCAGCAAAGCAAAACAAAGCCGAAGUGAGAAGAAAGCCAGAAAGGCCAUGUCCAAAUUGGGUUUGAGACAAGUUGCUGGCGUUACUAGGGUAACUAUUCGCAAGUCCAAGAACAUUCUCUUUGUCAUCACCAAACCAGAUGUCUACAAAAGUCCAGCUUCAGAUACAUACAUUGUCUUCGGUGAGGCCAAGAUUGAAGACCUUUCCCAGCAAGCUCAGUUGGCUGCUGCAGAGAAGUUCAAGGUGCAAGGAGAAGCUGUUUCAAACAUCCAGGAAAACACACAGACGCCCACAGUACAGGAGGAGAGUGAAGAGGAAGAGAUUGAUGAGACUGGAGUGGAGGUCAAGGACAUUGAGCUAGUGAUGUCACAGGCCAAUGUGUCCAGGGCAAAGGCUGUGCGUGCACUGAAGAAUAACAAUAAUGAUAUUGUCAAUGCUAUUAUGGAAUUGACAAUGUAGAUGGAGAUCAGGGACUGGGUCACGCCAAGAUGUUGCUGAUUUGAUCUACACUAUUGUUUGUACAAUUUAUACGCAAGAGAAAUAAAGGUGUGGCUUGAUGAAA